This is a messenger RNA of Mangifera indica (mango), 979 nucleotides long. Its product is annotated as glucosidase 2 subunit beta. Gene Ontology annotation, cellular component: glucosidase II complex. Lineage: Eukaryota; Viridiplantae; Streptophyta; Magnoliopsida; Sapindales; Anacardiaceae. Gene Ontology annotation, biological process: N-glycan processing. The transcript is spliced from 6 exons. The record is from RefSeq and is a predicted model, not a curated record. The coding region runs from base 144 to 725 and encodes 193 amino acids.
UCAGAUCGAAUUCAAAUUAUUUUUAAAUACGAUUUAACGAUGGCCAACCAAUCGAGUCUCUCUUGACUCUCGAGUCAAGGUCUAAUUGUGGAAUAAAAUUGGCUAAGUUGCAGUGUUUUCGAUGAAGAAGCCCAGGAAGCAGGAUGUUCAAAAACUGGAUUCUUAUUAUUCUGAUUUCUAUCUGUUUCCAAGUCCUUUUUGUUCACUGUAAAUCCCCUUCAAUCAUUGGUGUUCACCCACUUGAUGAGAGUUACUUUUCUUCAGAGAUUAUAAAGUGUAAAGAUGGGUCUAAAUCCUUCACCAGAGACCGUCUUAACGACAAUUUUUGCGACUGCAUUGACGGGACCGACGAACCGGGAACUUCAGCUUGUCCAGCAGGCAAAUUUUAUUGCAGGAAUGUAGGAAGUACACCUCAGUUCAUUUUCUCUUCUCGUGUUAAUGAUCAUUUUUGUGAUUGCUGUGAUGGAAGUGAUGAAUAUGAUGGCAGCUUCAGGUGUCCCAACACUUGUGUAAUGGGAGGGAAUAUUGAGUACAAACGUAGUACUUAUAUCUCCAUUGAUGCAAAAGAAUCAAAAAAUCAAGCUAAUUUGGAGGAUUUGAUUCAGAAGCUAGAAGGGUUGAAGAUAAUCUUACUUCUGCAAGUCGGUGUGGUUCUCAUUAGUUUUGUGAUGAUUGUUCGGAUAAUUCGUUACCGUUUUAGAUCUAGAAGAAAGCAUUAUAGUUGAGGGAGUUCAUCACCAGUUACUUCUUUGAUUCCUGGUUUCUUUUGAUGGAUGUAUAAUACAAUUAUAAACCAUGGUAAGGGAGAUUCAGACUGAAUUGGAGGUUGCUUGUCACUGUUUUUACAAAUAAUGCAUGUUAAUUUGUUAUUGAUGAAUGAACAUCCCACGGAUAAUUUGACAAUGCAGUAUAGAAACCUGUAUGAAUAGCUUUGUCUCAAUCGUGUCACUGAAAGAGAAUCAGUCUCAUUGACCAAAAA